Aphanomyces astaci is the source of this 2022-nucleotide messenger RNA. RefSeq lists its product as hypothetical. Bases 1 to 2022 code for a protein of 673 amino acids. Lineage: Eukaryota; Oomycota; Saprolegniomycetes; Saprolegniales; Verrucalvaceae. Gene Ontology annotation, molecular function: tetrahydrofolylpolyglutamate synthase activity; nucleic acid binding; ATP binding. Gene Ontology annotation, biological process: tetrahydrofolylpolyglutamate biosynthetic process. Gene Ontology annotation, cellular component: cytosol; cytoplasm; mitochondrion. The record is from RefSeq and is a predicted model, not a curated record. The transcript has 5 exons.
AUGACUGCUGGGGCGCACCUGCCCGAUUACACGGCCGAGGAAGUCGAGCACUUCCGCUCCCUGGGCGUCGAUGGCGCCAUGGACAUUCUGCUGGGCAUGCCAGGCCGACCUUCGUACACAUGUGUCGGUGAUUCGCGGGAAGUGGCCGUGGAAAUGAUGGAGUCGUACUUGACCCGUCUGCAAAUGGACAUCUCGCGCUUGUCCAUUGUGCACGUGGCGGGAACAAAGGGCAAAGGAUCGACGUGUGCGUUCACAAACAGCAUUUUGCGAGCGCAUGGCGUGAAGACGGGGAUGUUUACCUCGCCGCACUUGAUCCAUCCCACCGAACGAUUCCGCAUCAAUGGCAAACCCAUCAGUGAAGCCUUGUUCUUGGCCAACUUUUGGGCCGUUUGGGAUGGCCUCAGUGCCACAACGAGCAAGGCUGGCGUUUACCCUCCCAUCGCCAACUUCUUUCGCUUUUUCACACUCAUGGCGUUGCGCCUGUUCCAAGCGGAACGUGUGGACGUGGUCAUCUUGGAAGUGGGUCUCGGCGGCCGCUUGGACGCAACAAAUGUCGUCAAGAACCCAGUCGUGUGCGGCAUCACGACGCUCGAUUUGGACCAUACCCGCGUCUUGGGCGACACCAUCGACAAGAUCGCUCGAGAAAAAGCGGGGAUUAUGAAGGCCAAUGUACCCGUGGUCGACGAGUACUCGGCUGAUGACAUUGCCGCGUUCCGAGGUAGUGGCAUAGAUGGCGCCAUGAACAUGUUGCUAAGCAUGCCCAACAGCCCUGGAAACAUCAUGCCGGCGGCGGGUACAUGGACGCGUGAAUCUGCCAAUGCCAUGAUGCGGCAUUACAUGAAACAGACAAACGUGGAUGCGUCGACGCUGUCGGUGGUGCAUGUGGCCGGCACCAAAGGAAAAGGCUCCACCACUCCACGUUCGUCCACGGCCUAUGUCUUCCUCCUCCACCCCCAUUACACCAGCGCAUCAAUUGGUCCUCGACCGGAUGUACCUGGUGUUCGGCGAACAAGACACUGCAACCCUUCUUGGGGCCUUUCCCCCGAGAACCAAGCCCGUCUGGUGGAGGGCAUCGGUCGACUUAUCGACCAAGCCGUCACCCACCUGACAAAUCACGCCGCUCUGGAAAGCCAACUGUCCACCAUGGCAGCCCAUGGUCGUACUUUUGAAGAGUCACUCGCACGCAGCGCGACUGCAGUCGAGCGCCUUACGUACGUGCUCCAUACCUCCGAACAACAAAGCCCCUCUCGGCUGAAGCCGAUCAAACUAGAGGUCACGAAAUUUGGUGGAGCGAAGUCCGACAAACUCCUCCGCUGGAUCCUCCAAGUUGAGACCGCUGCGAACGCGCAGCGUAUCCUGGACGACGACACUCGCGUCGCUUUCGCGAUGUCACACUUGAAAGGCCGUGCCGAAGAUUGGGCGUUUUCCAAACGCCUCACGGACCCUUUGUGCUCUCCCUCCCUCGACGACUUCAUGCAUGAAAUGAAGUCCACGUUUCUGCCCUUCAAUAGCGACUUUCGCUAUCGCACCAAGUUUCUUGAAUGCAAACAAGAAAAGCGCUCCCUCCAAGAAUACAUCCACGACCUUCGCUUUUUGGCAGCGAACGUCAACGACGAAGAAUCGCUCCCUGAAGCGAUGCGCGUCACUGUGUUCAUGGCCGGGUUGAAUCAAGGCCCCGCGCGGACUCAACUGUUCCGCGAAUAUCCCACCACGUUCGAAGCCGCUGUUCGAAUCGCGCUCUCAGAGUCGUUUUCAUCGACGCUCGCCCACGGCCGCACGAAUUCCUCUGACAUGGAAGUUUCAACGGUUGCUCAUGGUACGGAAGACCGCAAAUGCUUCAAUUGCGGUCGGGUGGGUCAUCUGUUGCGGGCUUGUCGUUCCCCCCGCCGUGUGAACCCCGACCACCCGCGCCCCCAACAUACCCCCUCCGGUCCCCCCAACCGCUUUUUGCGUGGCCCAUCGCGUCCCCAGCCCCGUUCUUUCCAGAACCCCGCUGGAGCGGAAAACGGACGUUCCCAGUAG